AUGGAGUUGUUGAAAGUAGUUCAAACAGAUCCAUUGGAAAAAAUAAAAGAAAUUGUUGAAUCCAAAGGCAUUCCCAUCAACUCAAAGUGGAUUGAUUAUGCAGUAUUGAACAGUGCUAUUGAAUGUGGAAGAAAAGAUGUUGCAAAAUUUUUACUAGAAAACAAAUGUAGAGUUAAUAAAACAUCAAAAUCAACUGAAAUGUUAAAUACUCCACUGCAUAAUGCUGUCAAGCUGGGUGAUUUAGAAUUAAUACAUAACCUUUUAGAAAAGAAAGCAUCAAUCACAGCUGUAAACUCUGAAGGCAAUUCCCCUCUGCACAUUGCUUUCAUGAGUAGACAAGUAAAAACUAUUGAUGCUAUGUUGAAAUACAUAGAAAGUACUGAAAAUUAUGAAAAUAUAAAAAAUAGUCAAGGUUUGACUCAUAUGCACAUUGCAUCUUCAAAUAACAAUGGAAAACUUGUUGAAAAAUUCUUGGAGGCUGGGGCAGAUUUGAAUGAUUCCAUAAGUAUGAAUUCACCAUUGUGGCCAGGUUACAAAGCCCUACAUUUUGCUGUGCAUUUUGAGUCACUAGAAGCUGUAACAGUUCUCAAAAAAGCUAGUAAGAAUAUUAAUUUCGAAGAUAGUAAUGGUCUCAAUCCAUUGCAACUAGCUUAUGAGAAACUCAAAGAUUUAUCAGCUAUGGUUCACAUAUUAUCAGUAGAAAAUAUGAAUGUUGAAAGUAUUGAAAAUAGACAACUAUCUUAUUUUCAUAUAGCCUGUUUGCGAAAUGAUCCAACAGCAGUGGAAACUUUCAUUAAAAAUGGUGCUGAUAUAAAUCUUGCUGUAAGUCGUGAUGCAAUUUUUUGUCCUCUCUACACACCUUUGCAUUUUGCUGUUGAAAGCAAUUGCAAAAAAAAUGUAGAGCUGCUGUUGGCAUAUGGUGCUGACACACAAUUACGAGACAAGUCUGACAUGACUCCACUACAUAUUGCACUGUAUAAUGAAGACCACAGACAGCGAGAUACUAUAGUUGAUCUAUUGUAUAAAGAAACAAAUAAAGAAAAUGAACAUUCAGAUUGUAAUGGACUAAACUACUUUCAUAUAGCUGUGACCAGAAACGAUCACAAAUUAGUAAAGAAAUUUCUCACUAAAGACAUAGAUGUAAACGAUCCGAUUCUAUGGAACUUGCGCAAAUUUGCGCACUACACGCCAUUACACUUCUCAGUACUGUACGGACAUAAAAGCAUGACAGAAUUUCUUAUCAAACGUGGCGGCAACGUCAAUCGCCACGACUCUGGUUUAGACGGUACUCCUCUGCAUUUGGCUAUUGAAACCGGCAAUAAGGAUAUCAUUGAUCUACUACUCUAUUCAGGCGCUAGAGUUGACGAAAUACGUUUUUAUGAGCAAAGAACAACGCUACACCUGCUCGUAAUAUUCUGCGUGAAUCACAUAGAAAAUGAUUUGUUUUUGGAGUAUAUCGAAACAUUUGUGAAACUUGGAUGUGACGUGAAUGCUAAAGAUUGUGAUGGCAACACGGCUUUACAUCUUGCCUGCUCCAAACUUUUCAACGGAGCCCAGUGUGCAAAAUUAUUGUUAGAAUUCGGCGCAGACAUCGAUCUCGAGAACGAGGAAGGCAAGACACCUUUCGAUAUGAGCUUUUACUUAACAUCUGAAGUCGAUGACGAAAAUUACAUGAUGUUAUACGAACAUAUACAGAAACUGAAAGCUCUUGGACUUAGAGUCAAUCCUAAGAAUGAAAUAUGCUGUGAGAGUUUGAUCCAAAUGAACCAACAGUUGAUUAAAGAAUCAAAUCGAAUUCAUCAGCAAAUUGAAGACGAGAUUAACAAGCUCAGAAACGUAAAGUUUAAUAAACGUGUUACACUUUUUGAUUUCCUAUUUUUCGAUGUGAAGCGACUCGCCAAUUACGUGCAGAAUGAUGUUCUCGAGAACAUUAUCGAUAGUGAAGAUCUAAAUGAGCAAUAUGCAUUGUAUGCUUAUUUAAUAAAACUACAGUAUCAGAAAGGAAUAAAUUAUCUUAUAGCUAAUGACAUUGAGAAGAAACCUGCGAAAGUUGAUAAUGACGGAAACAUUAGUCCUAAUAAGAAACGACGCUUUUAUUAG
This is a messenger RNA of Phymastichus coffea, 2100 nucleotides long. Its product is annotated as serine/threonine-protein phosphatase 6 regulatory ankyrin repeat subunit B-like. The transcript has 2 exons. Gene Ontology annotation, cellular component: cytoplasm. Lineage: Eukaryota; Metazoa; Arthropoda; Insecta; Hymenoptera; Eulophidae. The record is from RefSeq and is a predicted model, not a curated record. Gene Ontology annotation, molecular function: protein binding. Bases 1 to 2100 code for a protein of 699 amino acids.